Ipomoea triloba (trilobed morning glory) is the source of this 3494-nucleotide messenger RNA. Its product is annotated as calmodulin-binding transcription activator 2-like. Gene Ontology annotation, molecular function: protein binding; double-stranded DNA binding; transcription coregulator activity. The transcript has 14 exons. Gene Ontology annotation, biological process: regulation of transcription by RNA polymerase II. NCBI's taxonomy places the organism in Eukaryota, Viridiplantae, Streptophyta, Magnoliopsida, Solanales, Convolvulaceae. Gene Ontology annotation, cellular component: nucleus. The record is from RefSeq and is a predicted model, not a curated record. Bases 259 to 3279 code for a protein of 1006 amino acids.
CGUAUUUCUGCUCAACAUUCAGGAAAGCUCAGACGAGGAAAAGCUAUUCAACUCUAAUUCCAUCGCAUUCACACAUCAUAUCAUUCUCGAAACCGAUUCUUGUUCUUGUCCGCUUUCUCUCUCUCUUCAUCUCCAAAUCUCCUCUCUCUCUUCAUCUCUCUAUCUCUGCCAAUACGCGUCUAGAUACAGUGCAAUACUCCAUUUCCUUAUAUUGCCCGACCCGAAAGACUUGCGCUGGUCUCCGGAUCAAGAUCGUCCAUGGCGGAAAGCGGAUCGGAUCCUCUCGGCUUCCGAUUAGAUAUCAAACAAAUAUUAUUAGAAGCACAACAUCGGUGGCUGAGACCUGCUGAAAUUUCUGAAAUUUUGCGGAACUACAAAAAGUUCCACAUUACACCAGAGCCUCUGUAUAAGCCAGUCAGUGGUUCUGUUUUUCUUUUUGAUCGGAAGGUGCUAAGAUACUUUCGGAAGGAUGGACACAAUUGGAGAAAGAAAAAGGAUGGAAAGACUGUGAAGGAAGCUCAUGAGAAGCUGAAAGUUGGAAGUGUUGAUAUGCUACACUGCUAUUAUGCACAUGGUGAAGAUAAUGAAAAUUUUCAACGGCGUAGUUAUUGGAUGCUUGAACAGGAUCUUAUGCACAUAGUUUUUGUGCACUACUUGGAGGUCAAGGGUAACAAGGCAAUGAGAAGUAUUGAACCAACUGAAUCAAGUUCCAUAGAUGAAAGCUCAAUGUCUGUCAGUUCCGCUGGGAAUUGCACAAAACUGACUUCCACAUCAGCUGAUUCGCCUAGUCCAACUAGCACUCUUACAUCAGCGUAUGAAGAUGUUGAAUCUGAAUAUAGUCACCCAGGGACAUCUGGGUUGCAGUCAUUUCCUGAGAUAGCUACGGCUGGCAGUUAUUCGGUUGAAAAUGUGGAUACAGUUCCACUUCAAUAUUCUGCAGGUUCUAAACAAACACUUGAUUUGGCAUCUUGGGAAAAGUUUCUGGAGAAUUGUACAAAAGGUGAUAUUGCUUACAAACAGGACCCAACAAAUUCUUCUUCAGUUCAGACAAAUUGGCAGCAUUAUUCUGAAGACCCUGCAUUGCAGUUUCAUGGGCAGUCUGUCCAUCAGGGUUUCAUAUCAGAUUCAAAUUAUGAUUUGGGAAGGUUCUCUAAUCCAAAGUCUCUUCAAGAAUAUUUCCUCAACACUACAGGACCAUUGGACAUGUAUCCCAAUGAAACAGCAGAGCUACCAAUAGAGAUGAAUCAUCAAUACAAUCCUAAUUUUGAUAGUAAUGUGCAGAAAGUUGGGAAUGAAGAGUAUUCUGUAAAGAAGCAUCCGCUUUUGGAUGGUUCUGGUGUAAAAGAAGGCUUGAAUAAAGUUGACAGCUUCUCCCGAUGGGUAGAUAAAGAACUUGGAGAUGUUGAGGAGCUGCAAAUGCAUUCAAGUAAUGGCAUUUCAUGGAAUGUUAUAGAGAGUGAGGAUAGUGAUUCCUGCAUUCCUUCUCAACUGCAAUUGGGCUCUGAUUCACUGAAUCCCUCGCUCUCUCAGGAGCAGCUUUUCAGCAUCAUAGAGUUUUCGCCAAUGUGGGCAUAUUCAAAUAAAAAAACCAAGGUGCUAAUUACAGGAAAAUUUCUUCAAACUGAAAAAGAAGUGGCAAAAUGCAAGUGGUCAUGCAUGUUUGGAGAAGUGGAGGUCCCAGUUGAAGUUUUGCCGACUGGGCUACUUUGUUGUUAUAGUCCCCCCCACAGGGCUGGGACAGUCCCAUUUUACAUAACUUGUUCGAACAGGUUAGCUUGUAGUGAAGUAAGAGAAUUUGAAUACCGAGCUGGACCUAGUAAAGACACUAAUGCUAGUGAUAGUCAUACAAUGGAGGUGCUUCUUCAUGAGCGCUUUGAAAGGCUAUUGCGUCUGGGAGCUACUGUCAGUCAUUGCAGUUCAGAGGAUAUUAUGGAGAAGCAAACUAUAGUGAAUAAAGUCAUUGAAUUGAUGGAGGAGCAAAAUCUUUGUAUGACUGAUUUUAUGGACCUCUAUGAGCCCAAAAAUAGGGAAUUGCCACUGUUUGGGAAAGAGCUGAAAGAAAGGUUCUACACAUGGCUUCUCCACAAAAUUAAUGAAGAUGGAAAAGGGCCAGCUUUUGUAGAUGAAGAAGGUCAAGGUGUAAUCCAUUUGGCUGCUGCGCUCGGAUAUGAUUGGGCAUUGAAACCAAUCUUAAUAUCAGGAGUUAGUAUAGAUUUUCGUGAUGUGAAUGGAUGGACUCCACUUCAUUGGGCUGCAUUCUAUGGCUGGGAGGAGACUGUUGCUACUCUUGUUUCUCUAGGUGCAUCUCCUGGAGCAUUAACGGAUCCUUCUGCUGAAUUUCCGCUGGGUAGAACUCCUGCAGAUUUGGCAUCUGCCAAUGGAAACAAGGGAAUUUCUGGUUUUCUAGCUGAGUCCUCCCUGACCACACAUCUUGCAAGACUUGAUGUGAGUGAUGCCAAGGAAAACAAUGCUUUGGACACUUCAAAAACAAAAGAGAUACAAACCGUUACAGAGCGUGUGGCAGUUCCAACAACUGAUAAUGUGCCAGAUGUGUCACUGAAUGAUUCACUUGCUGCUGUACGUAAUGCUACUCAGGCUGCUGCUCGCAUACAUCAAAUUUUCAGGGUUCAGUCCUUCCAGAGGAAGAAGUUGAUCGAACAUAAUGGUGAAUUAUUAAGCGAUGAGCAAGCUCUUUCAAUGGUUGCUUCUAAAACAUCAAGGCUGGGGCAAAAGGAUCGAAUUGCUCAUGCUGCUGCAACACAAAUCCAGAAAAAGUUUCGUGGUUGGAAGAAGAGAAAAGAGUUCCUCUUAAUUCGACAAAGAGUUGUUAAAAUUCAGGCUCAUGUGAGGGGACAUCAAGCAAGGAAAAAAUAUAAGCCAAUAAUAUGGUCUGUGGGAAUUCUAGAGAAGGUAAUAUUGCGAUGGAGACGUAAAGGAAGUGGUUUGAGAGGGUUCAAAUCUGAUGCGGUUGCAAAACCCAUCAUGGAAGACAAGCCAGCAUCAGUUGAAGAUGAUUAUGAUUUUCUGAAGGAGGGAAGGAAACAGACUGAAGAAAGAAUGCAGAAGGCCCUUUCUCGGGUGAAAUCCAUGGCUCAAUAUCCUGAGGCACGUGAACAGUAUCGCAGGAUGCUUACUGCUACUGAAGGGGUCCGCAAAACAAAGGAUGCUUCCACCGGAGUAGUUGGGAGUUCAGAAGAUACAAGUUACCAAGAUGAGGACCUACUCGAUAUAGAGACUCUGCUGGAUGAUGAUACCUUCAUGUCUAUACCGUUUGAAUGAUCUCUAGGAGCCUUAGCUAGCUUUGAUUUCGACCCUUUUAAGAAUGAUUAAUUGGCGUUGUUCAUAACUAAAUAAUCUAUUAGUAAUUAAUUUCUUUUGUAUAUAGUAUUUAGCUUAGAUGGAAUGUGCUGUGCUUUUUAGGACCGGUUUUUAAUUCUAAUACAUAAAAUGCUCUGUUGUAUUAGGAACGCUUAGAAAAUGUAAUCUUUGCAUUA